GACUCGUAAGUCGCAAACAUCCUUAAAACCCCUCGUCGGGUAUUCCCAAACCCCACCAGUCAAAGCAACCAAGAAGAAAGAAGCACCAACACUAGCAGUAGCAGGGCAAGCAAACACUAGCGUAGAAGGAACUUGCUUGUUCUUCACCCUGUCUCGGGCUCGAACCAUGUGGACGCCGGUGUAUAGGCCGAAGACCGACUUGGAGGGUGGGGGAGAGACACCGCUUUAUCCAACGAUGGUGGAGAGUCCCGAGCUCCGGUGGGCCUUCAUCAGGAAGAUAUACUCCAUCCUCACCCUCCAGCUCCUCCUCACGGUUGCUGUCGCCUCCGUCGUCGUCUUCGUCCAUCCCAUUGCCCGGUUCUUCGUCACCACUGGCGCUGGCCUCGCCCUCUACAUCCUCAUCAUCAUCUUGCCACUCCUCGUGCUGUUGCCAUUGUAUUACUAUCACCAGAAGCACCCGGUGAACUACCUUCUGCUCAGCAUCUUCACGACUUGCCUUGCGUUUGCCGUGGGAUUGACUUGUGCCUUCACCGCCGGUAGAAUCAUAUUGGAAUCUGUUAUCCUGACGGCCGUCGUGGUGGUGAGCCUCACGCUCUACACAUUCUGGGCAGCGAAGAGAGGCCACGAUUUCAGCUUCCUGGGUCCCUUCUUAUUCGGUGCCAUCAUCGUGCUCCUCGUCUUUGCCUUUAUACAGAUUCUUUUCCCUCUGGGCAGGAUCUCACUAAUGAUCUAUGGGGUGCUGGCAUCGAUUAUCUUCUGUGGCUACAUAAUAUAUGACACGGACAAUCUCAUCAAGCGCUUCACAUACGAUGAGUACAUAUGGGCGGCCGUCGCUUUAUACAUUGAUAUUAUCAACCUCUUCCUGGCUGUGCUGACAAUCUUCAGAGUUGCUGAGAGCUGAGAAGAUAUGCAGUCUUGGCAAUGUUUUGCAUAUAUAUGUGAAACUUGCAUAAGAUUAAAUGUCAUACUAAUGACACAAUAGCUAGCGAUUUGAAUUGAAUGGUAUUUCCAUUAAUUGCGCUUGUCAUUGCGGAAAAGUAGCUGGAUGCCGGUGCAUGGUGCAGAUUGGCAAGUUACUGACAGGUAUAUCGGAAUGCAGUUUCUAUGUCCCAAGCAUUGCGAUCGUCUUGCAUCUUACAUGAAGCACUCGCCACUGAUAAAAAGUAUGUCUGAAGGCUUAAUGGCCUGCCUUAUAUAGAUAAUGGAAAAGCAAAAACGAUGAAUUAAUUCGUUUUUUACCACA
Punica granatum (pomegranate) is the source of this 1243-nucleotide messenger RNA. The record is from RefSeq and is a predicted model, not a curated record. NCBI's taxonomy places the organism in Eukaryota, Viridiplantae, Streptophyta, Magnoliopsida, Myrtales, Lythraceae.